This is a messenger RNA of Porites evermanni, 591 nucleotides long. The record is from the annotation of a GenBank genome assembly. NCBI's taxonomy places the organism in Eukaryota, Metazoa, Cnidaria, Anthozoa, Scleractinia, Poritidae.
AUGGUCAAUUUUUGUCUUUUCGUAUUGCCUUCAGUGUUACCUGACACAGAGUCCAUUCCAAACUCGCCCUUGUAUCAGGUGCUAGAAGGACCUAACGACCUCACCACGAAUGACACCCAAGAAUUGUCAGCCCACACCGAACGCUCACCGGGGCGUUUCCGAUCAGACUCCGACUACGACGAACCUUCUGACCGAGCAGCACGACCAGUGGUUGGUUUAGCAGUAAAUGCGAAGAAAAAUGACACUCAAUCCGAGAUUAUUGUUAAAAAUCGUAUUCCCAGGCGAAUCAUUAAUGGCCAACAAGCUUUAGAAAAUAGUGUUGAGUAUUCCUGUAGUUACAGCGUAGCUAACGAGGACCUUUCCAUAGAAGUUAGUAAAAAGAAUCAACAAGAAGUCCCUAAUAGGCAGGAUCCCAGGUAUCACGUUUUAGAAAGGCCCAACACUCAAUACCAGGGCCUUGAGAGAGAAACCAGGGACGAUUCCUAUGAACAGAUGAGAGUCCUUAAUCCUAGUGACUACCAAGCCUUAGACGAGACGACACAAUCGUUUUAUCAUCCGCUCAAGAAGAACGAUAAAUCAUCUAAAAAGUAA